Molecule: messenger RNA, 1059 nt
Organism: Exophiala spinifera
Lineage: Eukaryota; Fungi; Ascomycota; Eurotiomycetes; Chaetothyriales; Herpotrichiellaceae
Exons: 2
Coding region: 1-1059 (352 amino acids)
Molecular function (GO): arylformamidase activity
Source: RefSeq, a predicted model, not a curated record
AUGUCAAGCAGCCUCACGGGAGAACUCUACACCAAGUUCAUAAUGAAUACCUCAAUCAAAGAGCUUCCCCCGACCCCUCCUCUAGAGCCAUCUGCCAAACGCGUGCGGCCACGCUUUCAUGACCUCCCCCUUCGAGAAGGCGACCCAAAGUGCUCAGCAUGGGGUUUAUGGGGAGAUAACGAUGAAAUUGGCACUCUGAACCUGAUUACGUCACAAGCAGUUGCGAUGGCCGCACAAGAGGCUUGUAGGGGUAUUGUUGUACCUCUAAGCCUGCCCUUGGAAGAGCCUAUUCUUCCCAUGAAUCCACGGAGAAGUCCAUGUUCGCACAAAAUCAUUGCAAAAGGAUAUGCCAACGACGAUGAGAUUCAUGUGAACACGCAGAGCUCAAGCCACUGGGAUGGACUUCGGCACUAUCCCUACCAGAUCGAGCAGCAGCAGAGAUUCUACAAUGGAGCUACUCAGGAAGACAUAUCUGGGCCGGAUAAGAACGCCAAGAUUGGCAUACAGAAUCUGGCUCGUCGCGGCAUUGUCGGGCGAGGUGUGCUCCUCGACUGGCGAGAAUAUGCAAAGCAAAACGGCAUCAACUAUUCGCCUUUUGAAACCCAUGCCAUACCGCUCGAGCAGCUACUCGAGGUGUCCCGGAUACAGAAUAUCACGUUCUGCGCUGGCGAUAUACUACUGAUCAGGACUGGCUGGACAGAAGAGUAUCGCAGGUUGGCCGGCGAGGAAAAGCUACAGCUGGCAACGAGGGAGGUGAGAAGUUUUGUAGGGGUCGAGGCAAGCGAAGAAAUGCUCAGGUGGCACUGGGACUCACAAUUUGCCGCGGUGGCCAGCGACACAAAUGCCUACGAGAGCUGGCCGCCAGCGAAACCUUGGGACGUUUCUUGCCACGAGGUGCUGCUCAGCGGAUGGGGAAUGCCCAUUGGCGAAGUUUGGGAUCUUGAAGAGCUUUCUGAGACAUGUCGUGCACUUGGAAAGUGGACAUUCUUGAUCACAAGCUCCCCUCUUAACCUCAAUGGAGGUGUAGCCAGCCCCAGCAAUGCUCUGGCAAUCUUUUAA